AUGCCUUCAGAUUCAUCACUCGUUCUCCUACUGCUCUUCUCCAUAGCCUUCAAUCUGCUCUCAGUAGCCCACGCCACGAUCGGAAGCGAAGAAAUCGGAGGAGGGAUUGGGCGGAGGGCGCUGCUGAGUCUGAAAGAAACACCUCACGGAAGCAACGCCACCUACGAAUGCUCUCCUGCAGGCCCUUGCGUUCCUUGCCUUUACCCCGAAAAGAAAGACGAGAAAUAUCGCUGCAGUGAGACUGGGUAUCGCAUCCCUUUGAAAUGUGUUGAAAUGAAACUUGGCUCAAAGGAAGCAAAAGAGAAAGGUGCUCAAAAGAGUCGAUCUGCUCUGGAGAUCUCCCACAACGUUGAAGAAUCGCAUAAUGCAGAGGACCUCGGUGCUUACGUAAAGCAUAGAAGUUUACUUGAUGAUUCAUCCGCACAAGAGCCACAGGCUUACAUUACAUAUAGAAGCUGUAUACCAGCAGUUAAUGAAGAGAAGUUGUCGGUGCUUGGUUUCGAGGUGAUCGUGCUGUUCUUGUUGCUCAUCAGCGGUUCAUUAGUAUACUUCAGAAGAAAGCAGACUACUUCAACUGCAGGAUUUGUACGAAUUCAAAACAACUCGAGGUUUUAAAUGGAGAUUCAAUGCCACAUCGGAAGCUCACUCGAACUGUACCGUCUUCUGCCUUCAAUUUCAUCUGCAUAAUAUUUCUCACAUAGCUUACUAUUCUUCCGUUAGGAAUGUAUUGCAAAAGCUCACUUUAUGCUCGUCGAUCUAGUUACGCUUGUGCGAAAGAAAUGUAAAGAAGGUCCUGCAUUACCAUGCAGUUCAAUAUAAGUUAUUUUUCGGUU
Molecule: messenger RNA, 833 nt
Organism: Pyrus x bretschneideri (Chinese white pear)
Lineage: Eukaryota; Viridiplantae; Streptophyta; Magnoliopsida; Rosales; Rosaceae
Source: RefSeq, a predicted model, not a curated record